Molecule: messenger RNA, 2081 nt
Organism: Sorex araneus (European shrew)
Lineage: Eukaryota; Metazoa; Chordata; Mammalia; Eulipotyphla; Soricidae
Product: cytochrome c oxidase assembly factor 1 homolog
Exons: 6
Coding region: 262-675 (137 amino acids)
Biological process (GO): mitochondrial respiratory chain complex IV assembly; mitochondrial respiratory chain complex I assembly
Cellular component (GO): mitochondrial inner membrane
Source: RefSeq, a predicted model, not a curated record
CGGGGCGCUCUAGCCGCCGGCCUCUCUCUCCUCGUCGCUGGGAGCCUCCAGGCUCCAGGUGUGCCGCGGGAGCCUCUAGGUGUGCCGCGCUGUUCGGGACGGCCCGGCCGAGCCCUUCCGCGCGGCUCUGGGCGAAGGCGUUCGCGUGCCGCUGGGUCUGCAGAGGUCUUUCACCUCUUUAGAUAAGCUGAUUCUGGAAUACUCAAUUUUCUGAGGCACAAUUGGGGGGAGAGGUGCUGUCUUGUGUCUCUAGGAAGCAGGAUGAUGUCCAUACGCCUAGGAAAACUGAUCCUUUUCACCAGUGUGGUGUCCACUGGGACCUGUACCGUCAUGUAUUACCUCAUACAAAAAUCUUUUUCCAGGGCUUCCUAUUACCGAUUGGCAUUGGAACAGCUAAAUAACAACCCUGGGGCACUGGAAGCACUGGGCACUCCUCUAAACGUACACUACCUCCAGCUCAUCGACAAGUACAACUUUGUGGACAUUACAAAUGCCCAGUUGAAGAUUCCUGUCUCUGGAUCCAAGACAGAGGGCCAUGUCUAUGUUUCUUCAACCAGAGAUGCCCCCUUUCAGAGGUGGCACCUUCAGGAGGUCUUCUUACAGCUCAAGGAUGGCCAGCAGAUUCCUAUAUUCAAGCUCAAUGAAGAGAAUGGUGGUGUAGGAAAACAGGAGUAAAGGUUGUCAAAAGACAGAGCUUUCACCAAGCAUUGCCUCUGCUUAUCAGCAUUUCAUCUUCCUGUUAGUGAGCCAGAUUUCCAACCAUUAGUGGUGGAAGAUUGUAUGUGCUGACAUUUCUUAAUUCUGCUGUAAUUCUGACUUGAUUGUAGUGUGUGUGUUUUCAGAAAGAGACUUUUACUGUAAGUUUAUAAUAAUUUGUUUGAAAUUCCUCUGUAAAAGUAAAGCACAUUACACAGAAUAAAAGAAACCCACUUUUAAUGUUUGUUGUUUUCAGCGGGAGUGGGGGAGGGGUUGGACCACACUUGACUGUGUACUCAAGGCUUACUCCUGGCUCUGUGCUCAGGGGUCACUGUUGACAGUGCUCAAGGAAUCAUAUGUCGUGCUGAAUAUUGAACUGAGAUCAACUUCAUGCACGGCAACCACCUCUGUACGCAAUCUGACCCUGUUUGUUAAUUUUUAUGGUUUUCCUCUCUAUACUCUCCAUAGUUUUCAGCUCAAUUUAGAACACUGAGGGAAAAUAAGCACCUAUGAUUUUGUCAUUUUAUUUGGAGGUUUGGAGGGGGGCCGCUUCCCAGCGAAUUGGGGCUAACUGGGCAGGCAGUUCAAAGCAAGGUUGCUAUGCAGUCUGCACCAGGGCCCUCGCCAGCAGGCCUGUGCAGACAUGGGCUACUGAGAUGGUGCUGGGAAUAGGAGUCACAUUUGCAAGGCAGACACCUGUUUGCCUUGUUCUGGUUAGUGGAUCUUAAAUAAUUUUCCAUUGUUAAUUCCUGUCAUGGAUUUUGAGUUUUCAAAGUAUGCAGUAACAAGUAUCAGGAAAUUUCAGGCAAAACAUCACUCUCACAUGUAUCCACGCAGUCUGCCCUCCCCAGACUUUCAUAUUCAAGUAUGUGAUUACAUUUAAGUCAGGGAGAAAAUUAUGGCAGGGAGUUUUAAUAAGGUGUUUAUACAAAAUGGACUGGAGUGAUAGCACAGUGGGUAGGGCAUUUACCUUGCACACAGCUGACCUGGGUUCAAUUUCUCAGUCCCUCUCGGAGAGCCCAGCAAGCUACCGAGAGUAUCCUGCCUACACGGCAGAGCCUGGCAAGCUACCCGUGGCGUAUUUGAUAUGCCAAAAACAGUAACAAGUCUCACAAUGGAGAUGUUACUGGUGCCCGCUUGAGCAAAUUGAUGAACAAUGGGACUACAGUGCUACAAAAUAUUUUAUAAAUUAGACCAGUAAGAUCUACUUUUUACUAUUAGCUCAAAGAAGGAAGCUUUUAAAUAUUAGUAAUUUAAAAUAUGUAAAUGAUGAUAAAUUCAAACCACUUAUCACUGAAGUCUGUGCUUGUUUACCCAAAAAUCCCUUACCAUGCUGGGUAUAGUACAUUCCUUCCAAAUUUCAGCUGUAGCACUGUACUAUAGCA